Molecule: messenger RNA, 7207 nt
Organism: Coniophora puteana RWD-64-598 SS2
Lineage: Eukaryota; Fungi; Basidiomycota; Agaricomycetes; Boletales; Coniophoraceae
Exons: 13
Coding region: 1155-4403 (1082 amino acids)
Biological process (GO): proteasome-mediated ubiquitin-dependent protein catabolic process; protein linear polyubiquitination
Cellular component (GO): ubiquitin ligase complex
Molecular function (GO): ubiquitin binding; nucleic acid binding; ubiquitin-protein transferase activity
Source: RefSeq, a predicted model, not a curated record
CGAGCUGGGUUUUGUAUUAAGUAGUAUUCCGCCUUCCGCUACAAUUGUAACCCGAGUCUACGUCUGUGUUCAACGAUGGGCCAUGUCAGUGAGACCAGUAGUUAAAAACUGCCAAGGCCAGUCAUGCGUCCAAUAUGGCUCGGUGAUGACGACGAGGUUUCAUGUUUGUUUACACGAGCAACAUAUCACCAAACAUUCGUGGGUAGGCGCACUGACCCGCGAGUGCGUGCCCUGGGUUGUUAUGGGAAAAUCCGAAAUCCACAUGGAAAAGUCUUCGAUUUUUCGUUACGAAAAAGUCGCUGAAGGAUGUUUUGGCGGCAACUUGAGUAACUCGAGCGGCAUAAUCCAAUCUUGCUGUACGGCGCCCGUUGGAGUAGCCCGACAAAUGAAGGAAUGGUCGUAUGUUCGUGAGAGGAGCUUAUUCCAAAGUUCUGAUGUAUGGGAUGGUCGACCAAUGAGCGAGCCCCUGUUCGCGGAAGUGGGAGCCAAAACGGGUACUGGUUCGGCGUGUGCUCCUAUUACUUAGCCCGUAUUUGCCUAAGCUCUAACGAGUAUGGAGUCAUUGGACUGGGGCGGCCCCCAAUGGCAGUUUUGUGCGCUGUUAACCCUACCACCGCUACGACACACCGACUUCCCUUGGACACCCUCCGUCUGAUAUCAAGGCGCCCCGUCACUGGGAGGACGUUCAUGCUAGAUCCAUUCGGGGCGACAUAUUCGCCCUAUUUGAGAGUGGGCACAACGCAUACAACGACACUGCUCACUCUCAGCUGGCUCGUGUUGAGCAAUCCCAACUCGUUCUAAAGCAUUCGUCAUCUCGCUUCCCAGCACGAACACCAAGUCAAGUUCCUCCAAACCAUGUUUACCACCCGACAACGGCGAGUUACCAGCUCCCUCCACGUUUGCGGGCGGAAAAGAACAGGGACAAACAGCGGAACGCUACGGGCCCGAGAAGUCUACCGAGCAACCCCAAUUCUUCUAGACUCAUAUCAAGUCAGCACCAUACGGCCGGAUAUCCGACCGGCUCAGUUACGACCCCCGGAUAUCCUACUGGCCAGCAGUCAACACCUGAAUAUUCAGGUACUGACAGAGAUUCACUUCGCCCAUCUCCGGGGCGUCUCCCUUCACAACGCCCUAGCGAGCCACAAAGGGCCCCAAUGCCAUCCUCGUCUCCGCAUACGCUCGUAAAACCACCUCUUUUGCCUAAAGCGGCACAACAUCAGGCUGCAAGAGAGGUGGCACAGCCGUUGGAUGGCGAUGUAGUUGAUGACGAGAUAGCUCGUAUAUGUCGCGAGAUAAACCAGCCAGGAACAGUUCGGAGGCAGGUUGCCACGAAGGGUGACCCGAAACUUGAGGCACGAAUUGCGCCCGCUCUUUCUUCUGCUCCUACAGCAUCAAUGCCGAGUUCUGCACCUUCGGGGAAAGGAUUGGCUCUCGUGGACCGGGCUUUGUACACUCGUUCCCCUAUCGUGCCAAAUUCUGUCGAGUCUCAGGAGGUUGUGCAGGUGAAUCUCCCUCCGCCGACCGAGUCAAUCCCCAAAUCAAACAAGGGACAAGCUACAAAAGCUACUCCACAAGCCAACAAGGAUCAAGCCAUUAAGACGCCCUCGCAAGCCACUAAGCGAGAAACCAGCAAGACACCCCUUCGCGGCCGGAAGGUCGCCGAGGUGCCUCAAAGAUCCAUCCAGUCACGAGCUCCUAGCUUGUCUCCACAAGAUGUCAAGCGGCAAGGUACCGAGAUCACCUCUCAGAACACCGCGGAACCGACCAAAGAAGCAUUAUCGCAGGGAUCUGAGCGUAAAACUUUCAAGAAAAAGCGAAGGUCGCCGAAGAAUCCGUCUGAUAUGAAAACAAACUCGGAUAUCAUCCAUGUUUCUGGGCUGGACAGUUGCACCCUACCUGAAGUACCUCUCGUCGAUGACGCACAGGGUCUACAUAACGUCAAGUUACCGUCACCUAUCACACGCUCUGCCGAUACGACUCCGGCUGUCCAAUCCAAAUCGUCCAGUGAUGUCUGCUGGUUGUUCUUAAAAGGUAGAUGCCCUUAUAACCCAUGCGAGCGCCUGCAUGUUUCUGCACCUCCCCACGUCUGCAAGGACUGGCUUUUUGGUUUAUGUGAACGAAAUCCAUGUCCCCGGAAGCAUGAGAUGCCGGAUAAGAACGUCAAAUAUCCCCACGUUUGCAAUCUAUGGCUUCGUCGGGGUGUAUGCGAUCGGCAAGUUUGUUACUUUCAGCAUGAGCUUCCGGCAAAGGAGCAAAAGCUACCUUCUCCUGAUAGUUCCAUCGCUGUGAAGCCGGAUCCGCUCCAGGUAACAUUGUUCGACCACACAAAGGUCAAACUGGAUUCAGGUUUCGAGGUUAUCUCCAUCGCUACCGGCUUCGAAAAUCGCUGGGUUCAUGUUGCUGGUAUACCCCCGGAUGUCUCGUGCAAGGCUAUAGAGAAACUUUUGAAAUCCUUUGGUCAAGUAGACCAGCUGCUUGGUCUAGACCCCACUGUCACUCUUAGCAAGAGUCGUUACAUCAAAGUUCAGUAUUCCGCAGCACUCGAGGCUUCCGACGCAGCACAAAAGCUCAACGGGCAUAGCCUUUCCGGUGCUAAGCUCAUCGCCAAAAUCCCGGUUAACAAUACAACCAGGGGAAACGGCGUUCUUGAUGAUACGACGGUCCACUUGGAAUGGAAAGCACCCGGUCGCAUGGCCUAUGUCGGAUACUCAACCCUCAAAGAGGCUAUUGACGCGGUUGAAGCCGCUGACGGCAAAGUCUUCCGAAACCACAUCAUCUCCGCCACCCUAUAUGAUGGCCUACCUUCUGUCGGCGCCUUCAAUGUACUCUUCGAGGGAUUACCACACGACACAAAAGAGGCAGAGCUUCGAGUAUAUGGCACUGCGGAGGCGAUGAUGCUGGAGCGACCCAACUACCAAUCCCUGCAGCAAGCCAUCAAUAACAUCAAGAAAAUGCUGGAGGACUGCGGAGAGCUCUUGUCCUUUGAUGUCAUUCCACCCCCGUAUCGCGAAGGCACGGUCAAAGCAACAGCAAGAUUCAUUUCGUCACGCGAAGCCACCUACGCCCAAGAGCACAUUCACGAACGCAAGCCACAAUUUCUGGGGCGAACUCUGCUCGUGGCUCGACAUGUUCAGUCUUUGGAAUAUCAUGUCGCUCGGCGCACCUUCACGCAAAUCGCCGGGGACCUGAGCCACCUGCGAUGGUCAUGGAACACAGGUCGCAAACAAGGUGUGACUGUGUACAACGCUGGCGAGCAAUGGUCGGGUCCGGUUAAGGUCAAACUCUGCGCAGAGAACGCCAAGGAGCUCAGCGUGCUCAAGGUCAAGUAUGAACGUAUACAAAAGGGCGAGACUGUCGUGGAUGACAAAGUACCUGUAUGGGACGAUCAUUUCUCUCGACCCGCAGGCGUGGAGUUUAUUCGCAUGCUCGACAACGAGUAUCCUCUUGCCCGGAUUAUCGUGGAUCGCUCUCGUCGCAUUAUAUCCGUAUGGGGCCCCAUCGUCUCAAGAACUGUUAUAUGUCGUCGGAUCGUGGGCAAGUAUCGGUAUAUUCAGUCGCGCAGACGUUGGGAAAUACCACUGUCCGGACGGCUAACCUCAAUGAUAGCGAGCAACAGGGUUUACAAGCUGCAGGAUGACUUAGCUCGCGACAGGUGCCGUCUCGAUGCGCCCAACCGGCGUCUUGUAGUGUUCGGCGAACAAAUCUUGUACACGGCGACUUGCCGCCUCAUCGAAAAGUUGCAAGCUUCUCCCGAGCAAAACUCAAGUAAAUCCGCUACCUCUACCUGUCCCGUCUGCUUUGGAGACCCCACCGAUCCCACGUCGCUGUCGUGCGGGCAUGUUUGGUGUCGAUCAUGUCUUUCAGAUUACAUCCUUUCCUCCGUUGACAGCAAGUCUUUCCCUCUUUCGUGUCUGGGAAACGACGCCACAUGUGCAGAGUGCAUCCCCCUGUCCAUCGCACAGUCCCUAUUAUCUGCUGCCGAGUUCGAAUCCAUCGCUCAAGCGUCAUUCUCUGCUUUCGUACAUGCGCGUCCGGACGAGUUCUUUUACUGCCCGACCCCAGAUUGCACCCAGGUCUACCGAGCUUCGGCGCACGACGCGAUCCUACAGUGCCCGUCCUGCCUCGCGCGCAUCUGCUCGGCGUGCCAUGUUGAGGCGCACGACGGGAUGACGUGCGCGGAGCGGGACGCGUCUGAGGAGAAGCUGUUCACGGAGUGGACGGACCAGCACGACGUGAAGCGGUGCCCGAGCUGCAAGGUGGCGAUCGAGCGCAGCGAGGGGUGCAACCACAUGACGUGCACGCGGUGCCAGACGCACAUCUGCUGGGUCUGUCUCGCGACGUUCCACAAGGGCAAGGGCAUCUACGACCAUAUGCGCCAGGAGCACGGCGGGAUCGGGUUAUGAUUUUGGUGGGGUUUUGGUAUCAUUAUGAUUGGGCUUUGGUAUUUAUCCUCAUGUUUUCCUCAUUCCUUCAUUUUCUCGUUCUUGCUUUUGAUCUCCAUUUCGAUUCAACUCAGAAGAACGUUCAGUUUCGCAAGAAGAGCAUCUAUGCUGAAGGUGGUGUACUUGCUAGUUGUACAUGGAUAUCGCGACCUAAGUAUCUUAAAAAGUGUAACGUAUGUAGCGCUAGGAGGAGGAAAGCCGAGUUACAAGUGUAGUGUUCAACAACAAACAACAAGAGAUAAGCACGAGAGUGAGAUAGUGGAGAACAAUAGAUUAUGCGAAUCGUAAAAAAAUACCAGGGGACUAGGCGUAGGUCCAAACGACGAAACUCUCAUAUGGUUGCGCGGGCGGUCUUCCUCGAGAUGGGAGGGAUGUCGGCAGCUCCACAAGUUGUUCAGAAAAGGGCGCGACGGUAUUAAACUCGUCCCUGAAGCCUUGGUUCUCCCUCGGAUAGUCGCGGAGGUCGGGUGGGUACGCCAUGCCUUCGGGCGCGUAGACGAUGUACCCGGUGCGGGUGAGGUGGUCGCCGCGCCUGUUCCAGAAGCCGCAGCGGACGCGGCGGGUGUACUUCUUCGGCGCGGGUUCCUGCGGCGGAGGGGCAGAGGUCUCGAGGCUGAGGCGCUCGAUCGGUGGUGGAGGGAGGGGGUUGUCGCGCGUGGGGACGAGGGCGAGGGCGUUGUGGGGCGUCGAGGAGCGGCGGGAGUGGUGGUAGUCCCGAUCUCUGUCCCUGUCCCUGUCGCGGUCUCUGUCCCUGUAGCCGUGUCGAUCGUGGUCGCGGUCUCGCUCUUUGCUCGAGGACGAGCCUUGGGGCGAGUGCUCGCAUUCUGUAGGAGUGGGGAGGGAGGGUAUAAAGAUCUCUUCGUCUUGUUCUUUCUUCUUCUUGGAGGACUUGCGGCGGUGGGAUCCUUCGGGUAUCGUGGAAAGCGAGGGCUUGCUAUUUAUGCUGUUAAUAUUCGGUUCUGUACGACUGCGGGAGAGAGAGUUGUUAGAAUGAGAGCUGGACUUGUAGCCGUAUUCGUCUGGCUCAUCGUGAAAGGGCGUCAGGCCGAAAGCGGUGGUAGUGGGAGGCUGAGGCGUCUCCGACUUGGUGGGCAGCGAGGACUGUCGGGUGAGUGCCUGGGCAGUCGGUGACGUACGGAGAGGCGACGUCUUGGGUUGACCAUAUACAGAAUAAUUAGGGCUCCGUGAGGUAGGCGAGGGGUUAGAUUGCGUUGAAGACGGCGAGCCGCCGCUAUUCCGCUGUUGCGGCGGGUGCGAUGGGUGGGGUGGACUCUGAUAGUGGGUAGGUGUCCGCACAAUGUUGGGGGUGAACGUCGGCUGGAGAUCUUGUCGCGACCCGUGUUCAGAAUUACGGAGUACAAGAGCAUCCGAAGGCUGUUGCAUCUCUUCAUAAGAAGAUCGAUGGGGAGGAGCGGGGUAUGGAGGCGCUGAAGCUGGCGUGGUUGAACCAGGCCGCUCGCCUCUGAGCAUACGUUGAUACAAUGAGUUGGGAUCGGUAGGCCGGCCGAGGGUUUUACCGGCCUCAGGCACACUCCCAUACGUCUGUUGUCUGCUCUCCGGUCUCGGGGCCGGCUGAGAGGGAGGGGCGGCGGACAUCGGGCGAGUUUGGCCAUAUUGGAUGCUGUCGACAGAGUUAUGGCGGACCGUCGUAGAGUGCGUCCGAUGUCGUGGGCCGCUGCCAUCCUGGACGUCUUGUCGGUAUAGAUCAAGACUCCGAUCUGUGGGGUGCUGAUGAGCAGCACCCUGAGGACCUAGCUGGCUGGGAUAUCCCAGCCGACUCGGGACGUGGCGCGAGCCAUCGUGCGUCGAGCGGCGAUCCUUGAAGUCCCGAGUGGGUGUGGCCCGGUCGGGGUCCUGGACGAGGCUGGGUGGGUUCCAUAUCCAGGGGGUCUGAGGUGGAGCAUUCUCAUCCUCGGGGGGUGGUGCAUGGCUCUCGGUCCUGGGUACCAUGCCCUCGAGGCCUAGCCCGUUGUCCGUCAGCUUUGUCUGCCAGUAGCUCGGUGAAGCGGGGCGGGGGACUCGCUUGUAGGGGUUGUAGUUGGCCUGGGCCUGCUGCUGAGCGGCGAGGCCGCCCCAUGCGCCACCGGGAGCCCAGCCUGGGGCCUGGACUGCGGGGUUGUAUGACCAGAAGCCGGCCUUCCACUGGGGAGGCGCGUUUGCGCCCUGGGGUGGAGGUGGAGGACCGGGGUAGCCUGGAGGGAGCUGUACUCCCGCGGCCGGUGGGGGCCAAGGGCCCUGCCAGCCAGGGGGCAUCGGAUGCUGCUGACCGAUGGCGGGGUUGGGAUUCCAACCCACCUGAGGCUGGGACAUGUUGGAGAUUGGGUCUCCUAGACUUGAAGAUCGGGAAUUGAAGCGCAAAAAUUAAAGCGGUGAUCUUUGAACGUGGCUGAGCUCAGUCGCGAUUACGCGCUCGCCGUGAGGCCGUUCGUGUUUGGUGCCUUUUCUUAUGCGAGCCAGGCGGUGUGGGGCAGAUGGUGCAAAGUGUGUUGCGCGUAUGUCAGAUGAGAAAAGCGUUGGAGCGAGGUGUCCAUGCACUGUGAAUGGACGAAUAGACAACAAAAGGGAUGUCGUUGUUGUGCCUGUAUCCCGCAGAGAAGCCGACUGUUGGGCUGGCAGGUUCCAGAUUCGAGAAGGCAGCUAAAACGUGUUCCUCCCGCCAAGUCCCGCUGUACGUAUUCUGUGUCCCGAAUUCUGUCCGCCUCAAGGCAGCUGCCGCACCGCUUCGGUCUGCUUCAGCUCAAGGCAGGAGGCGUACCAGUUGGACG